Molecule: messenger RNA, 2175 nt
Organism: Drosophila obscura
Lineage: Eukaryota; Metazoa; Arthropoda; Insecta; Diptera; Drosophilidae
Product: mucin-2-like
Exons: 1
Coding region: 1-2175 (724 amino acids)
Source: RefSeq, a predicted model, not a curated record
AUGUACAAUCGCAGUGGAUUCAAAAUGCGCUUCCUUAUCAUUGUUUUGGUCACCUUUUGCCUUGCCGGCUUGGUCCUGCCGAGGGCCAGCACUGAAGAGCUCCACCAGGCGAAUAUUUCUAAUGACGAAGCUUCGCUGACGGCGAAAUCAAACAAAGCUCCUGUCAAGUCGGAGCCACCGACGACGCUUUCCCAUAUGCAUUUCUUUUUCCGGCACUUGUCAACCACCACAGCACCGCCGACAACUGCAGCCAGAGCCAAGAAGCGCUUGACCACCACCAGACCAGCCAAGUCCGGGACCACCUCACCAACCAAAGGCUCCAAGAUUCCCGACACCAAGACCCCCCCUAAGAUCGACAAAAAGAUACCCAGCAAGCCGGACAAACAUUCCGUUUUUACGACAACAAGCAAGAAUGAGCUGAAGGGCACCACGAAAACCCCCACAAAGACGGACAGAAACCGACCGACUCCCAGCACCAAAGAAAACACCAAGGUCCCCAGCAAGAUGGCCGGAAAACCCACUGCCAAGCCUUUGAGCAAGGCCAUCAAUGCCCCCACAAAGGCGGAAACGAAAUCGAAGCCCAAAAACGAAUAUAAAGCGACGACAGGGAAUGAAUUGAAGGCCGCGGUUAAAACCCCCGCAAAGACCGACACAAAGCUAACUCCCAGCAGCAAACCAAUCGCCAAGCAGCAGACCAAGACAACCAACAAGAUCGCCGUAAAAUCCACUGCCCAGCCUGACUCCAAGGCUCCCAAGCACGACACCAAGGCCCACGCCAAGCCCGACACCAAGGCUCCUAAGCACGACUUCAAGGCUUCCACAAAGAUCGACACAAGAGCCACCCCCAGAAACAAACCAAAUAUCAAGGUCACCACAAAGAUGGAUGCAAAACCACCCACCGCCAGUACUAAAACGAAUACUAAGGUCCCCACCAAGAUGGAUGCAAAACCUACCGCCAAACCUGACAUCAGGACCCCUCAGCCCGACCCCAAGGCCUCAACCCCAAGGACGGACACAAAACCUAACCCCAAGCCAGAACACAAUACAACGACGAAAAGUGAAUUGGAGAGCAGCACCAAUGUCCCAACUAAAAUUGACACAAAGCCCACACCCACUAACAUCAAGGUCACCCAACCAGACACCACCAGCCCCCAGGCAAAGGCCGACACAACAGCAAUUCCUAGGGCAGAAAAUACGACCCCUACCCAAGGUGAUAUCAAGACCACCACCGCCAAUACACCUACUGUGAUCGACACAAAACCCACACCAAGCACCAAAGCCACCACGGAACAGUCCGAGAGCAAGUCCGAUCACAUGCCCAUCGGCGAGACGGAGGCCACGACGCACACCAAACCCAAGCCAAAGGCAGACACCAAGACCGAGACGAAGACGAACAGCAAAACACACUCAAAGGCGGAGACCAAAACCCAUCCGAAGGCGCACACCAAAACCCAUUCGAGAACGGACACCAAAUCGCACUCUAAAACGGACAGCAAAGUCCAUUCCAAGACGCUCUCUAAAGCUCAUUCGAGGACAGACACCACAAACCACAUAAAGACGGACACCAAGAGUCACACGAAGACACAUGCCAAGACCGAGCCAAAGACCCAUCCCAAAGCACACGUCAAGCCCCACUCAAAGAUCGAAUCGAACACUCAUCCCAAGCCCCAUGCCAAGCCACACCCCAAGAGCCACUCCAAGGGCCACACCAAGACCCAGCCUCACCCCAAGAUCCAUGCCAACCAUACCGACACUACCAAAGUUCCUGCGAAAACUCAAAAGAAUCGCCGUUCCAGCCAUGGCAAUGAAACUGUUAUCCUCAAACCUGAUGUAGUCAGCAACGGCAAUGGAUCGAUCUGGAAAUUCCUGGAGACUCCCAAGCCAGAAAUGAUAACAACUACGCCUGUAGCUCCUGUCAAGGGAGAAAUAAUAUCCACUACGCCCGCGGCUUCUAUCAAGGGAGAAAUAAUUUCCCCUACGCCCGUAGCUCCUGUCAAGGGAAAAAUAGCACCAACUACAACCACGGUUCCGACUUUGCCUUCUAAUACCCCCGCUCAUCCAAUUCUGGAAGGAUUCGCCCUAGUUGAAGCCUCGAGCCUGCACGAGGUGGAUCUUGCCAUUCACAAAAUGAUGGAAAGCACCACUGUGGAGUUUCGAAACAAAGGGUUUCGCUAA